Molecule: messenger RNA, 810 nt
Organism: Sungouiella intermedia
Lineage: Eukaryota; Fungi; Ascomycota; Pichiomycetes; Serinales; Metschnikowiaceae
Source: the annotation of a GenBank genome assembly
AUGGCUGGGCUUUCCUUUGACAAUUACCAGAGAAACCAAUUCUUGACCGCCAAAGGCUAUGCUACGCCUAAGGCUACAUCUACAGGUACAACUAUUGUCGGAUGCAAGUUCAAAGGCGGUGUGGUGAUCGCCGCAGACACUCGUGCCACUGCAGGUCCCAUUGUGGCCGACAAAAACUGUGAAAAGUUGCACAGAUUGGCCCCUAGAAUAUGGUGUGCUGGAGCAGGUACUGCCGCCGACACCGAAAUGGUCACGCAGUUGAUUGCGUCCAAUCUUGAGCUACAUGCAAUGUGGCAGAAUAGACAACCACGGGUGAUUACCGCUUUGACGUUGUUGAAGCAGCACUUGUUCAAGUACCAGGGACACUUGGGAGCAUACUUGAUCGUGGCAGGCACAGACCCCACAGGAGCCAAGUUGAUGUCAGUGCAGGCACACGGAUCCACCGAUGUUGGCGAAUACUUGUCCUUGGGCUCUGGUUCAUUGGCUGCCAUGGCCGAGUUGGAGACUUACUGGAAGCCAGACAUGACCAGAGACGAGGCAGUCAAGUUGUGUGCGGAUGCCAUUGAGGCCGGUAUUUGGAACGAUUUGGGUUCUGGUUCUAACGUGGACGUAUGUGUGAUGGAGGUUGGCAAGGAUGCUCAGUUGUACCGUAACUACUUGACGCCUAAUGUGAGAGGAGCUAAGGCCAGGUCCUACAAGUUUGCUCGUGGUACCACGGCAGUUCUCAGACAGAGCAUACGCGACAUUGUUGAUGUUGAGGAGACGGUGGUUGAGUUUGGCCGUCUGGACGCCAUGGAAGUUGAUGCUUAG